GUCGAUCUGGGGAAAUGUUGGAGUCGCACAGAGGUCGUCCGAGUUUCUUCCGUGCUCGGAUUCUCGGUGUUGGAGUCCGAGAUGCGACAGAAAAGAGUUUGUGCGAAAUUUUGGAAUCGAUUUUCGGGAGGCAGGUACAGUACCAUGCAAGGGGAUGGGCACGCGACGUGUGAAAGUAUUAGCCCGCUGCAGCAAACAGCGAUUUUGAUUGCGCGGCCUGGCAAGUGUGUACGUCUGCAGGGCAAGCUCGGGUGUGGGAUGCCGUGUGGCGCUUUCAUGGUUUUCUGUUUAUCGCACCACGAAAGUUUGCAAUCCGAAGAUGCGAAAGAGAGAAGUGUUAAGAAAUUGGGAAGGUGGCCUGGGUUGGAUGUGUCCAAGACGUGAAUGCUAUGGCUAUGUGAAAGAAGAGUCGCGAUGUGCAAAGACGCUAUCGACAAUGCGCGUCGUGUGGUAUCGUGUAAAAAGCAGAAUGCUCUUAUGCUAUGGAAAGAGAAGUUCCCAAACGCCGUCGCUGAAAAAGCGCAGUCAUCAACAGGACUCGGCGAGAGUCUGUAUGUGCAAGGAAAAACAGGGGUAUGCAAGAAUUGUCGUUAUGAGGUCAGGUCGGAUGGAUGUGUUAUUGGCCUGUUCAAUCGAGGACGGCCUUGUAUCGCAGCAGCGUCGACAGUAUCUGCUUGUAAACCCGGUCUUGUCGAGCCGGGGAGAUGGCCUCCGUUCUUUGAGCUCGAAGGACGCCCACUGUUCUUCGCGUAGACGAUCUUGUGGGUGGGCCUGCCACCACCAGUCGCUCCGUUUAAAGAGUUUGGCAUGCUAUCACAAAAGAAAAUGUUAGGGCUUGGACUCAAGAGCCUUGAAGUUGCUGUUGCCUGUUUUCUUCGUUGAGCCCCUG
Aureobasidium subglaciale EXF-2481 is the source of this 889-nucleotide messenger RNA. RefSeq lists its product as uncharacterized. The transcript has a single exon. The record is from RefSeq and is a predicted model, not a curated record. The coding region runs from base 320 to 832 and encodes 170 amino acids. NCBI's taxonomy places the organism in Eukaryota, Fungi, Ascomycota, Dothideomycetes, Dothideales, Saccotheciaceae.